This is a messenger RNA of Staurois parvus, 2293 nucleotides long. The record is from the annotation of a GenBank genome assembly. Lineage: Eukaryota; Metazoa; Chordata; Amphibia; Anura; Ranidae.
AUGGAAAGAAUAUGUUCUAAGAGCCUGGCAAAGAGACGACUCAGUGAAUCUGCAUGUCGUUUUUAUAGUCAACAAAUGAAGGGAAAGCAGUUAGCAAUUAAGAAAAUGAAUGAGAUACAGAAGAACAUUGAUGGAUGGGAGGGAAAAGACAUUGGACAAUGCUGCAAUGAAUUCAUCAUGGAAGGAGCCCUAACAAGAGUAGGGGCUAAGCAUGAAAGACAUAUUUUUCUCUUCGAUGGCUUGAUGAUCUGUUGUAAAUCAAAUCAUGGACAGCCAAGGUUACCUGGUGCCAGCAACGCUGAGUAUCGGUUGAAAGAGAAGUUCUUUAUGAGAAAGGUACAAAUCAAUGACAAGGAUGACACUAAUGAAUAUAAACAUGCUUUUGAGAUUAUCCUAAAGGAUGAGAACAGUGUUAUUUUUGCUGCAAAGUCAGCAGAGGAAAAAAAAUAACUGGAUGGCUGCCUUAAUAUCCCUACAGUACAGAAGUACUUUAGAGCGAAUGUUAGAUGGGACAAUUUUACAGGAGGAGAAAGAAGAACAGUUGCGCCUUCCAAGCCCCAAGGUGUACAGGUUUGCAGAGCCGGACUCCGAAGAGAAUAUAAUAUUUGAAGAAAAUGUACAACCCAAAUCUGGUAUCCCCAUCAUUAAGGCUGGGACUGUAGUGAAGCUCAUCGAGAGACUAACGUAUCACAUGUAUGCAGACCCCAACUUUGUGCGAACAUUUCUUACGACAUAUAGAUCAUUUUGCAAACCCCAGGAACUUCUGAGUCUUCUCAUAGAAAGGUUUGAAAUACCAGAACCUGAACCGACUGAAGCCGACAGAAUUGCUAUGGAAAAUGGAGACCAACCCCUUAGUGCAGAGUUAAAAAGAUUUAGGAAAGAAUAUGUACAACCUGUACAGCUAAGAGUUUUAAAUGUUUGUCGACACUGGGUAGAACAUCACUUCUAUGACUUUGAACGAGAUGCAGACUUAUUAGUGCGUUUAGAAGAAUUUAUAGGAACAGUCAGAGGAAAAGCUAUGAAAAAAUGGGUGGAAUCCAUCACGAAGAUCAUCCUACGAAAAAAACAAGCCCAAGCCAAUGGACCUAGCCACAAUAUAACAUUUGAAAGCUUGCCACCUCCUAUUGAAUGGCACAUUAGUAGGCCUGGACAGAUAGAAACCUUUGACCUUCUUACAUUACAUCCCAUUGAAAUAGCUCGUCAACUGACUUUACUAGAAUCUGAUCUCUACAGAGCUGUACAAUCUUCAGAACUUGUUGGCAGUGUAUGGACCAAGGAAGAUAAAGAGAUAAAUUCACCCAACCUUUUAAAAAUGAUCCGGCACACAACUAAUCUCACAUUGUGGUUUGAAAAGUGCAUUGUAGAAACAGAAAACGUAGAAGAGCGAGUAGUAGUUGUGAGUCGAAUCAUAGAAAUUCUCCAAGUCUUUCAAGAGCUAAACAAUUUUAAUGGAGUACUUGAAGUUGUAAGUGCCAUGAACUCUUCCCCAAUAUACAGACUUGAUAACACCUUUGAGCAAAUAUCAAGUCGGCAGAGGAAAAUUCUAGAAGAAGCUCAUGAAUUGAGUGAAGAUCACCAAAAGAAGUAUUUAGCUAAGCUCAGGUCAAUUAAUCCACCAUGUGUGCCUUUUUGCGGAAUUUAUUUGACCAACAUUUUAAAAACAGAAGAAGGCAAUCCUGAUUUUCUGAAAAGACAUGGGAAGGAACUGGUGAACUUCAGCAAAAGGAGGAAAGUAGCUGAGAUCACUGGUGAGAUCCAGCAGUACCAGAACCAACCUUACUGUUUACAAGUAGAGGCUGACAUCCGUAGGUUUUUUGAGAACCUAAAUCCAAUGGGGAAUGUUGCAGAGAAGGAAUUUGAAGACUACUUGUUCAAGAAGUCGCUGGAAAUUGAGCCACGAAAUGCAAAGACUUUGCCAAGAUUUCAAAAAAAGUACAGUUAUCCACUUAAGUCUCCUGGUGUGCGUCCAUCAAACACAAGGCCAGGUACAAUGAGGCACCCUACUCCUUUGCAGCAGGAACCAAGGAAAAUCAGCUACAGUCGCAUCCCAGAAAGCGAAACAGAAACCGCAGCAUCUGCCCCAAACUCGCCUAGAACACCCUUAACGCCACCUCCACCAUCUGCAGCAUCCAGCACCACAGAUGUCUGCAGUGUGUUUGAUUCUGACCCGGCUCUGCCUCAGUAUCUUCAAUCAACUUCCCUAAGAACUGUGAUGAAAUUCAGGUUCCUCCACCUGUACCUCCUCGUAGACGACCAGAAUCUGCCCCAACUGAGUCAUCCCCAUCAAAGGUAA